AUGUCCGCCGAAACCGACCCUUUCCUCGCCCUCGACGUCUCGACCGACGACUACGCGACCACAGCAGCACACGACCAACAAGUAGGCGCAGACGCAACAGUCGCAGCCGUUCAAGCCGAAGACGACAGCGAUGCCGAAAGAGAAAAAGCCACCGCCGCACGUGCUGCUAGAACGAGAUAUACCAAGGAAGACUUUUUGGCACAAAAAGCGAGUUAUACGGCUAGGAUUGAUGAGGGUAGUGUUUGGAAACAAUUACUCGUCUUCGGUCCGCCGUUUCGACCUUCUGGGGCCUUUUUGUCCGCUUUGGACGCUGGGGAUGUGGAUGUUCCGAAGGGGAAUGGCGACAGCAGCACGGGAAAGAGCAAAUUGGAUAAGAAGCAUCAUCAAGCCAUCCAGGCUGCUGUCUCGGAGUUGUACUUUUUGCAAAAGUACGCUGCGGUGCAAGAGAUCAUCACAUGGGCGAAAGAACACUUUGAAAAGGAUAAGAAGUGGGAUGCACAGGUUGUGAAGUGGGAGGGCAAGAUCAAGGAGAAGAUGAGUGCACAAGAGGUGGCAUGA
Molecule: messenger RNA, 558 nt
Organism: Aureobasidium pullulans EXF-150
Lineage: Eukaryota; Fungi; Ascomycota; Dothideomycetes; Dothideales; Saccotheciaceae
Exons: 2
Coding region: 1-558 (185 amino acids)
Source: RefSeq, a predicted model, not a curated record